Molecule: messenger RNA, 754 nt
Organism: Dentiscutata heterogama
Lineage: Eukaryota; Fungi; Glomeromycota; Glomeromycetes; Diversisporales; Gigasporaceae
Source: the annotation of a GenBank genome assembly
CAAAAUAUUCAAAAUUGUUCUGUUUGUUUAGAAGAAAUUACAAAAAUUAGAAAUAUUACAGAUGAUCUUAAAUUUAAAAUUAAUAAUUGUCCUGAUAGAGAUUAUUAUAAUCAUCUUACAUAUGAAAAUGACAAAUUAUGUUCUAAUUGUUAUAUGAAAAUUAUAAAUUCUUAUCAUCGACAAAAAUCUAUGAUUAAUGAAACAAAUAAAUUAGAUAAUUUAAUAGAAAUUAGUAAAUCUACUACACCAACAAAUUUAAUCAAAAAUACUACAAGUUUAAUAGAAAUUAGUAGUGAAUCUAAUAUUUCAACAAAUUUAAUGGAAAUUAAUAAUUUAAUAGAAAUUAGUGAAUCUAAUACUUCAACAAAUUUAAUGGAAAUUAAUAAUUUAGUAGAAAAUACUUCAACAAAUUUAAUAGAAAUUAAUAAUUUAAUGGAAAUUUGUGAAUCUAAUACUUCAACAAAUUUAAUAGAAAUUAAUAAUUUGAUAGAAACUUGUGAAUCUAAUACUUCAACUAAUUUAAUAGAAUUAAUUGAGAUUCAAAAAAAAGAAUUAAUUGAAAAUACUGAAAAUUUAAACAAAAUUAAUCAACAAUUUAAUAAUAUUAAAAUUAAUAUUACUGAUAAGAUAGUUUUAAUUGAUAAAGAAAACUUUGAUCAAUUAAUCAAAUUAAUUAUUCAAAAAGAUUUAAAAAUUGAAACCUUAACUAAUCAAAAUAAUAAUAAUUUAACAACUAUUAAUAUAGAUAAUUCUG